Molecule: messenger RNA, 1467 nt
Organism: Diabrotica virgifera virgifera (western corn rootworm)
Lineage: Eukaryota; Metazoa; Arthropoda; Insecta; Coleoptera; Chrysomelidae
Exons: 3
Coding region: 1-1467 (488 amino acids)
Source: RefSeq, a predicted model, not a curated record
AUGCCUAAAAGUCAAAACGAACUAAAAUUGGAGCGAUUAUGCUCUAAACGUGAAACUAUCUUUCGUAGGGCUCAAUUAUGUUACGAUGCCGGGUCGGCCUUAGAAAAAGAUCCAGAAAAUGCCUCAAAAAUGCGUAACUUUGCAGUUAGAUAUAGUACUUUCGAAAAAACUCUAUCAGAAUAUGAGGAAAUUGUUCAAGAUAUCGUUAUAUUAAAACAAGAGAUGGAGCCAGAUGCUGGCGUUGCAUACCAUACGCAUUUAGAUGCAUUUUAUGAUCUCUACUCCAAUAUUGAAUAUUUAGCUUCAUUAUUAAUAAAUAAACCUGCUGUUUUGAGUAAUAAUCCCAAUAGUACUAAUAAUUCUACUAUUAAAAUGCCCAAAUUUGAAUUAGUUAAGUUUGAUGGUGGUUUUAAAUUAACCAAAUGGAUGUCGAACUCGAACGAUCUACUAUCGACAAUCCCCGAACCCCUUCAAUUGGUCAAAACCAAACAAUUUGAUAAGUCAGUCUCCAAAGUGUUAGGAUUGCAAUGGGAAGAAAAAUGUGACAAUUUUAGUUUUGGGUUAGAAAUACCCUCAUCGACCCGUUGUACAAAAAGAAACAUGCUCUCACUUGUUGCUCGUAUGUUUGAUCCCUUGGGAUUCCUAUCUCCUAUAACCCUCUUGCUUAAAAUUUGGAUAAAGAAACUUUGGACUCUAAAGGUAGAUUGGGAUAGUACCGUACCAAAAGAAAUCGAAAUAGCAUGGGAAAAGUUUCAAAAUGAAUUUCAUGUCCUAUACAAAAUACAAAUUCCACGCCAUAUAGCAGUUACACCUAAUUCGUCGUUGUCUUUUGUAGGAUUUUCAGACGCAAGUGCUGCUGGAUACGCAGCCAUUGUUUAUUCCAGGGUUGUUAAUUGUACAGGUCAAGUUAAAGUUACUUUACUGUACUCUCAAUCUAAAGUAUCUCCAAUGUCUAAAAUAACUCUUCCUCGAUUAGAGCUUUGUGGAGCGCUUCUUCUCUCAAAGCUUCUUUCACAUGCUAUUGAAACUUAUUCUCCUAGACAUAAUAUUGAUAAAAUUUUUGCCUUAAGUGAUUCCAUGAUUGUAUUAAAUUGGAUAAAGUCCUCAGAGAAAAAUCUCAAAAUAUUUGUUCAAAAUAGAGUUGUUACAAUUCAUAAGAUGGUUCCGUCAGAGUAUUGGUUUUUUGUUCCUGGAAAGGAAAAUGUUGUUGAUUGCGCCUCUCGAGGUUUGUUUCCUUCUUCGUUAGUCAACCAUUCCACAUGGUUUACUGGUCCAAAUUGGUUACUGUUGGAGCCAGAAUAUUGGCCUAUUCAGUCUGUCAACGGACAGGAAAUUAUGAUUUGUGAUUCUGAAUAUAGAUCACAAACCUUCUUUGAUUUAUGUCUAUUUCAACAUAAUUUCACAAAUCCACACAUGCAGCUAAGUAAUGCAAGACGUAUCACCUUAACGAAGUUCCUUUCGAAGUAA